CUUGCGCCGCCGCCAAGACGAGUGGCGGCUGAACAGGGGCGGCGAUCUCCAUCUGAGGCGAGGAGAGCAGAGCAGGGGAGGGGAUCCUGGUUUCUGAUUCAUCUCUCUCUCCCACCCCACCGGGACCUGGAAGAAGCUCUUCUCCUCCUUAAUUUGAGGAGAGAGAGCCUUAAACCUCUCUCUCUCUCUUAAUACAAGUAGUAACAGUUUGUCCCAAGUUGGAUCCUCUUCCUCAUCCCCAUCACCAUCAGCCAUGAUCCAGGCCGUGAUGGUCAUGAGCACGCAGGGCAAGCCGCGCCUCCUCAAGUUCUACAGCUACCAUGUUUCGAUUCUACCCCCAUUCACCAUCCCCUCCAAUCUUCGCCCACCCGACAAGUGCUGGCUCAAUUUCCCCACCCAAGACCAAUAGCAGCUUAGCCCCCGAGAAGCAUCAGGAACUCGUCCGCGCCGUCUUCCAGUUGUUGUCUGCAAGGCCGGACAGUGUAAGCAAUUUCGUCAAGGUUGAUGCAAUCUUUGGACCGGGAGCGAAAUUGAUCUACAAACAUUUGGCCACAUUGUACUUAGGUUUUGUCUUUGAUGGCUCUGAAAAUGAACUUGCGGUGCUUGAUCUUGUGCAAGGUAAUCUAGCACAUUAUUAUUAAUGAAACUGCUUAUUAGUUAAUGAAAUUGUUGGACUCAUGUGACAUGCGAACAAGGCAACAGCCAUACAGACAUGGUUUACACUCGCAUACCAAAAAUAAUUGUUAUGUUCAUGUUCGGUCAUGCUACAUGCUUGUUUAGUUGUUUGACCUGCCUUAUUUUACAUGUUCAUUGUAAUGUCUCUUAUGCUUCUUUAUAUCAAUUCCUCUUUUAGAUUCAAACCCAUAGGUGAUGACUGUGGCACUUCUUUCAGUUUCAGUGUUCAUACAUUACUAUUUACUAGUAUUUACCAUUCUCCCAAUAAUUGAUGGUUUGCCACUCCUCAAAUCCCAACCCCAAACAUGCACUGUUUGUUCGUCCAAUGCUGGGUAGCUGCUGAACUACUUAGCUCUUUUCACUUCUGUUAAGUUCACUUUAACUCUCAAGCAUCUUUCCUAUCCUUGAGAGAGUACCAUGAGGUACCAUGAAGUACGAGGUACCAUGAGGUACCAAUCUAAUAUAACCGUUAAUUUAGAAGGGGUAUGAUUGGACUAAAUAAAGUUAAGGUGCCGCAAAUCACCGCCCACUCAACCAAUAGCAAUACCCUGUUCCCGUCUCCUACCUUCUACCUCAUCUCUGGCCGCCGUCGCAUCAUGGCCGCCGCGGCCACGCGUCACACAAGCUUCAGCCUCUGUCGCAUCGAGGCCGCCGCGGCUGUGCGUCGCACACGCGUCUGCCGCCGUCGUAUCGAGGCCGCCACGGCCGCCGUCGCAUCGAGGCCGCCGAGCAGCCGUCGCAUCGACCCCGCCACGGCCGCCGUGGCUUCAACGCCGCCGCAUAGACGUCGCCGCCUCCACCCGCCGCAUCCGCCGUCGCAGGCGCAUCAACAUCGCCGCCUCCACCCCGUCCCAUCCGCCGUCGUAGCCACCCCGAAGACUCCGGCAUCUUUUCCACCAUCUGGUGUGGACUCUGUCGUAAUAAGAACUAAAUUUGAAAUGUGCUUCAUCUGGAUUUGUUAUUUGUUGGUACAUUUUAUGGUUGAAGAAGUGAUGAAGGUGGUAAAUUAUUUGGCAGGUUCACUGUGCCGUGUACAGUGGAAGGUGUUGGUAGCAGAACAAAUAUGCUGUAUGAUGUUGUUUGUCUAAGUUUGAGCUGAAUUUACGUUGUAUGCCGUAUGCAUAAGUUGUUUCAACCAUUGUUGUUUGUAUCUUGUACAACUUUCAUAAAGUAAGUACUUGAA
This is a messenger RNA of Oryza sativa Japonica Group (Japanese rice), 1858 nucleotides long. NCBI's taxonomy places the organism in Eukaryota, Viridiplantae, Streptophyta, Magnoliopsida, Poales, Poaceae. The record is from RefSeq and is a predicted model, not a curated record.